This is a messenger RNA of Juglans regia (Persian walnut), 528 nucleotides long. RefSeq lists its product as uncharacterized. Bases 1 to 528 code for a protein of 175 amino acids. NCBI's taxonomy places the organism in Eukaryota, Viridiplantae, Streptophyta, Magnoliopsida, Fagales, Juglandaceae. The transcript has 3 exons. The record is from RefSeq and is a predicted model, not a curated record.
AUGCCAGAUGGCAGAGUAAAGACCCCUGUAAAGGCUAAGGUCUAUGCCAUCACAUCGAGAGAAGUAAACCUGGAAGCUGACGAGACGGCAGAUGUGGGAGUGAUUACUGGUAAGGUUAAAUUGAAGCUACACUUAGUUUGUGCUUUGUUUGAUUCGGGAGCAUCGAGAUCCUUUGUCUCUGUUAGUUGUGCAAAACGAUGUGAGCUAGAUGCGGAACCUUUGUCUCAGAGAGUUCUGGUUGCCAUUCCAGAUGGAAAAAUUGUUGCUAAGAUAGACUGUCGAGGAAGAGAAGUGGUCUUCAACUUACCUGCAAAGGAUAGGAUCUGUUACAUGGAAGAAAUUGUUAGGUUAGAUCCAUCAGUAGUAACAGCAGGACAAGUAAAGAAGAGCCCAAUGAGUGGAGCUACCAUCUAUCUUGUGAUGAUGACAAACGUGAUUGAGGAAUCUAAGGGAGUUCAAGGAAUCCCAGUGAUAGAAGACUUCCCUAGAUUUUUUGCCGAUGAUUUACCUGGAUUAGCCCCGGAUUGA